Messenger RNA from Pieris brassicae (large cabbage white), 1708 nucleotides. RefSeq names its product vacuolar protein sorting-associated protein 29 (gene Vps29). Gene Ontology annotation, cellular component: retromer complex; endosome. The transcript is spliced from 4 exons. NCBI's taxonomy places the organism in Eukaryota, Metazoa, Arthropoda, Insecta, Lepidoptera, Pieridae. The record is from RefSeq and is a predicted model, not a curated record. Gene Ontology annotation, biological process: retrograde transport, endosome to Golgi; intracellular protein transport. The coding region runs from base 221 to 769 and encodes 182 amino acids.
ACAACUCUCUGUCCUAACUCAUAAGUGAUAAGUCGACUUUUGACGGAAGCCGGAAACCGAAAUAAUUAAAUAAUUUUUGUGGGAGUUUUUUUUAGUUAUCGCAUAUUCCAUUUUAAUUAUAGAGACUAAUUGUAUAUUUCAUUUCGACAGUGUGCACUACAUUAAACACAAAUUGUGAACGUAUUACAUACAAAGUAUCUAGAGCAAUUAAUUAAACAUUAUGUUGGUAUUAGUCCUUGGUGAUUUGCACAUUCCACACCGUUGCAGUAGCUUACCUGCCAAGUUUAAGAAGCUGUUGUUGCCUGGUCGUAUACAACACAUUCUCUGCACUGGUAAUCUAUGUACUAAAGAGUCAUAUGACUAUUUGAAAACACUUGCCAGUGAUGUACAUGUUGUUAGAGGAGAUUUUGAUGAGAACACCACAUAUCCAGAGCAAAAAGUUAUAACAGUUGGUCAGUUCCGAAUUGGUCUUAUUCAUGGUCAUCAAGUUGUGCCAUGGGGAGAUGAAGAAUCUUUAGCUUUAAUACAGCGUCAGCUAGAUGUAGAUAUAUUAAUCUCAGGGCAUACCCACCGGUUUGAGGCCUAUGAACAUGAAAAUAAGUUUUAUAUAAAUCCUGGCUCAGCAACUGGUGCAUACAAUCCUAUGUUCAGAAAUGCCACUCCAUCAUUUGUGUUAAUGGACAUCACUAGCUCGACUGUUGUGACAUAUGUGUAUAAACUGCUUGGUGAUGAAGUGAAAGUAGAAAGAAUUGAAUAUAAGAAAGCUUAAACAGUUAUAUUUUGUAAUCUUAAGAAUAAUAGAUUAAGAAAUGGAAAUCUUUAUUCAAAUGUAAUCAAAUUUUAUUUACUGAUAUAUGAAUUAUUAUUUUUAUUUAAGGUUGGACUAGUUCAUAUGAAAAAGUUUAGACAUGUUACCAACAUGGCAAUAAAUAAAAAAUAAUUAUAUGCAGGUUCAUGAAUAAAAUAAUAAUCUUGUAACAGGUGAAAUGUGGGCAAAAAUGCACUUUAAGUAGAACAAUGUCUAUAACGACCGUGCCAUCUUCACCUUACACGCGUAGAACUAUAUUAAAAAAUCAGUUCAUAUCUUUUUAUUGUUUCCUUUCGUCACUCAAAUACAAAUUGAAUUGUUAACUUCUGAGUUUUAGAAGCAACUUAAAUAUUAUGUUACUUAUGUUUAUCUAUAUUUAAAACGACUUGAUAAUUAUAAUGGCAAUACAAUAGUUUGUGAUGUUUAGAAUCUGUUGGUGUUGGUAAUUGUAGUAUAAUUUCAUUGUAUUCUUGAUAAAAUCUAAAAUCGUAAGAGAUUACUUCGUAAAAUCAAUUUUUAUUAUUAUAUCACAACAUUAUACUCCAACUUAAGAAUUGUUGACGAUUUAUGCGUUAAACAUGCCUUUUAACCCGAAAUAAUUAUGUUGCGCGGGGAAUUGGAUCUCAGGUACGUACUGUACAAAUAAACUACAAAGGACCUUAUAUGAAAUAAAUUCGUAAUAAACAAAGGCAUUUUUUGUUUAAAAUUAAAAUUAAAUUAAAUAACGCUACUAUAAAAGCGAGUUUGCAAAUUAUAUGUUUAUUGCCACAACAACCACAAGUGUAUGAUCGUAUACAAUGUAGAUUACAUGAAACCUAUGUCAUGGUCACAUGGUCCGUUUUAUAAGGAAGGAUUUCUAAAUACUUUUUAUAUUCCAUAUGAAUAAAUAUGUUUAUUUAU